This is a messenger RNA of Branchiostoma floridae (Florida lancelet), 1619 nucleotides long. Its product is annotated as muscle, skeletal receptor tyrosine protein kinase-like. Gene Ontology annotation, molecular function: cell adhesion molecule binding. The transcript is spliced from 6 exons. Gene Ontology annotation, cellular component: cell-cell junction. The coding region runs from base 240 to 1520 and encodes 426 amino acids. NCBI's taxonomy places the organism in Eukaryota, Metazoa, Chordata, Leptocardii, Amphioxiformes, Branchiostomatidae. Gene Ontology annotation, biological process: cell-cell adhesion. The record is from RefSeq and is a predicted model, not a curated record.
CCGUUAGGAUUUGCUUUAUCUCUCCGCUAGCAUCUGCUGGCUCAUUGCAGAGCCUGCGUGUCGGUGCGUGCGGUAGGCUUUUCGCGAUCGGAAUACCCGCGUACGACCAAAGGAUCGUUAUAUUGGAAAAACGCGGUGAAAAGGUGUAUUGAUGGUGAUGGUUUGCAGUUUUUCACCCAUUUGGUGUUUCGUGUGGAGUUCAGGCUAGGGGUCCCCCUCGAGGGAAACAGGCAGUAACCAUGGGACGUCCUACCACCAGUCUACUCGUGCACAUCGCGGCUAGUAUUGUGCUGUGGAAAGUAUGCAGUGCCGAGAAAGAAGUAGCUAUUACACUGCCGGAAGAGGCCGUGGCAACUCUUGGUGACGGAGUGACUUUGCAAGCUGCCUUCGACACAAGCUACAGACUUGUUUCCGUCACGUGGAGUAAACUACACGGAAACGUCACAUCCCAGAAAAGGACAAGCGUUCUCUCUUAUGUGCCUGACUUGAACAUCAACCGUGCAUACGGAUCUUACAAGGAAAGGGCAAAACUUCUGGGAAUGGCAUCCCUGCGGAUUGAUCCCACCAAAACUGAAGAUGAGGGCACGUAUGCCCUGUCAAUCAUGACCGACGAACGUGGCACAGCAGAAAAAUUCAUCCACCUGGCUUUACAGGUGGCACCCCGGGUCUCGGUGGGACCCCGGAACCCGUAUGUUACAGUUGUGGGCGAAUCGGUGUCCCUAGCGUGUAAGGUCACUGAUGCCAAGCCUAAUAUAACUUCACUUUACUGGGAGAAAGACGGUGCGAGACUCGAGGCGAGCAGCUUCUUGGGGAAAUAUUCCGGAGGAGAUGCCGGGACGCCAUCUUUGACUAUUCGUCACGUGAUGAGGAUGGAUGCCGGAGUGUACACAUGUGUCGCCCAGAAUUCCGUGCGGUCUGGAGAGGGGCACAUCGAGCUGCGAGUACAUUAUUUUGCCUCGAUUACAAGCAUCUCAGAGCCCGUGGAAGUAACCGUCGGCGAUCAUGUGACUUUCCGUUGCGUUGCCGAGGGCAGUCCCACCCCGAACAUCACGUGGUCUAGAGACGGUUUGAAGUUUAAAGCUAGUUCGGAUGAAGCCGUUGGUGACGUCAGAACGAGUGCCCUGGUCCUCAGCGGUGUGGCACUUACUGAUACCGGAACAUACUCCUGCACUGCACGGAACGGAAUCGGUGGACCACGGACCAGAAAUACACAUGUCGACGUCGUCGCUCUCGAUGGCGGUUUCACGUCUACAACAGUCGCCAUUAUCAGUGGUGCAGCUGCCGGCGGCCUGUGGUUGCUGAUAUGUCUGUGUCUGCUGGUGUAUCUAUUAAGGAAGCGGCGCGGCGGAGAGAGGAAGAAGUUUACGUAUUACUAUAGCGAUGUACAGAGACGGAGUAAUGUUGCAACAAGUGAAGGGGGCGGAUCAGAACAUAGACGGCAGGUUUUCUUAACAGAAAGAAAAAGCUCCAAUGUUGCCUUCGAACAGAGAAGACUGGAAAAUGGCGAGCUGAUCAUCUAGACGAUGUAGGAUCUAAACCUGGAAGUACAAUGGUUUUAACGCCGGGCUUAUUGAUACUUGACCAAUGGUACAUUGUUCAACCCGUGCCUCACAAUGAGA